UUAUAUCGACAGGUGCUGCACAUCAGAGACAAGGCACUUGGGCCUACCCACCCCGACACCCUUGAUAGCGUCAAUAAGCUAGCUGGCAUUCUGGACCUCUUGAAGAAGUUUGAAGAAGCAGAGGAGGUGUACGAGCGCGCAGUGGAAACUGCCGAGAAAACUCUCGGACCAGAACACCCAGAUACUUUAAGGUCUAUAGCCCUCUUGGCUAUGGUGCUAUAUCACCGGGGAGAAGUUGCAAAGGCGGAGAAGAUGAUCCGAUGUGCACUAGAAGGUCGGGAGAAAGCACUCGGGCCGGAACAUCCCGAUACCCUUACCAAUUCUCAAAACCUGGCCUUUGUUCUGCGUGAGUUGGGAGAGAACGAGGAAGCGGAGAAGUUGUAUCGUCGUAUCAUAGAACACAAAGAAAAAGCACUUGGAUUAGACCAUGAGGACACUCUUCGGUAUGUCUACAACCUGGGGAAUGUUCUGCAUGAUCUGGAAAAGUAUGAGGAGGGGGAGAAGAUGUUUCGAGGCAUAGUCGAGGUCCUAGAGAAAACUCUCGGCCCGGAACAUCCCGAAACCCUUACCGCCAUCUCCAACGUCGGCUCCAUGCUCCAAUCUCGAGGAAAUGAUGCUGAAGCAGAGAAAAUAUACCGCCGUCUCCUGGAAGCUAGCGAGAAGACUUUUGGGCCGGAUGCAAUUGAAACCAUAAGGGCUGCAAAUGCUGUUGCCGUUGCUCUCUUCUUUCAAGAUAAAGUAGUCGAGGCAGAGGAGUUGUCUCUGCGCUCACUACAGGGCUAUGAGAGGGAGCUAGGGCCAGAGCACCCAGAAACUCUCAAAGUGGCUGAUAUUCUUGCCGCCGUACUCCAAGGCCUCAAGAGGUACGGCGAUGCAGAAGAGCUAUACCGCCGAUCACUAGAUGCUAGAGAAAAGACCCUUGGUUUCGGCCAUCGCUCCACCUAUACCACGCUCUGUCGUCUGGGUGCCCUUCAUGAAGAGCAGGGACAGUUUUUGGAGGCGGAGCAAUAUUACCAGCAGGCGGUAGAUAGAAUAGGCACAACUCUAGGAGAAGACCAUCCC
This is a messenger RNA of Tuber aestivum (summer truffle), 1062 nucleotides long. Lineage: Eukaryota; Fungi; Ascomycota; Pezizomycetes; Pezizales; Tuberaceae. The record is from the annotation of a GenBank genome assembly.